Molecule: messenger RNA, 478 nt
Organism: Amphiprion ocellaris (clown anemonefish)
Lineage: Eukaryota; Metazoa; Chordata; Actinopteri; Pomacentridae
Exons: 2
Coding region: 20-328 (102 amino acids)
Source: RefSeq, a predicted model, not a curated record
CAGAUAGUAAACUCUGCUCAUGCACUCCGCUGACCCAGCUGCCUGGUUCCACCUGCUCUGUUCCUCCAUCUCCUGCACUCCGGAUCCAGCCCUGACCAGACCUCCCCCCUCCCUCCCUCACCUUGGACCUGCUGCCUACUCCUGGAUCCCCUACUUGUCGUGGAGGGUCUCUGCCUGGCGUGUGCCCCCCUCGGCUCUGGAAAACACCCCGCCUGUCGCCCCCCCUGGAACGAGGCUCUCCUGCCCGCUCUCCGCCGCCAACCUACCCCCACCAUGGAGGAUGCCAACCGGGCCGCCGGUUCCUAGUACGGUCACCCUCCCCGUUUAGUUCAGUUACUCCAGACAUCAGUUUUCCACCCCGUCCAGCACUCCCUUAACCUCUGUUUAACACAAUAAAAUCCACCUUUGUUCUUGCCUCAGUCCCUAGUCUGUGUGCUCUCUGCUCGGGUUCACCCCUACGCCGUGACAGUAACCAAUA